Molecule: messenger RNA, 2389 nt
Organism: Momordica charantia (bitter melon)
Lineage: Eukaryota; Viridiplantae; Streptophyta; Magnoliopsida; Cucurbitales; Cucurbitaceae
Source: RefSeq, a predicted model, not a curated record
UCGUCGCCGGCUACGAGUCAAAAGAAUCGCGUAGUGCUGGUUCUGCCUCCGCGACGAGUCAAAACACGUCAGCCUCAAGCCGGAACUUCAAAUUCCAAGCUGCCGUACUUCAAUAUAAUUGAUCUCCCACUUUUGUUUGUUUGUUUUUUUUUUCCAGGGUGAUCUCUGCGUGAAGAAAGCGAUUUUUCUUCUCUGAUCUUCUUCUUGCAGACUCCCACAAUUGGUGAACGAUCUCUGUUUAUCUGGUGAAACGAAGCGAUCUAAAGGAGGGAUUCUUGGUCUUGGACCAUGUCGUUCUCUGAUUCCGAUUCAUCUUCUUAUGGGGGCGACUACAAAAAUUUCAGGCAAAUCAGCCGCGAGCGAUUGCUGCAUGAGAUGCUUCGAUCUGCUAAAACAGGAGAUUCCAAAUCAACUUGGAAGGUUCUCAUCAUGGACAAACUUACCGUCAAGAUAAUGUCAUACUCAUGCAGGAUGGCUGAUAUCACAGAUGAAGGUGUUUCAUUGGUAGAAGACAUAUACAGACGAAGGCAGCCACUGCCAUCCAUGGAUGCUAUAUAUUUCAUGCAGCCUUCUCGAGAGAAUGUUAUCAUGUUCCUGUCAGACAUGUCAGGGAGGUCUCCUUUGUAUCGGAAGGCAUUUGUUUUCUUCAGUUCGCCUAUAUCAAAAGAAUUAGUUAUUCACAUCAAGAGGGAUACAACCGUUUUACCUCGCAUAGCUGCCCUAAAAGAGAUGAAUUUGGAGUACUUUGCUAUAGAUAGCCAGGAAUUUCCUUUUGUUCGGUACCGAGCUGCCAAGUCCCUUGAUGCAACUACGAUGACGACUUUACGUGACCUCAUUCCUACAAAAGUUGCUGCUGGUGUCUAUGACUGUAUAACAAAAUAUAAGAAAACAAUCCCCAAUUUUCCUCAGUCAGAAACAUGUGAGUUGCUGAUUCUUGAUCGAUCUAUAGAUCAGAUUGCUCCUGUUAUACAUGAAUGGACAUAUGAUGCAAUGUGUCGUGAUUUGCUUAUCAUGGAGGGGAAUAAAUAUGUUCACGAGAUUCCAAGCAAAGUUGGAGGUCCACCGGAGAAGAAAGAGGUUCUUUUGGAAGACCACGAUCCAGUUUGGCUUGAGCUUCGCCAUGCACACAUUGCAGAUGCAAGUGAGCGGUUGCAUGAGAAAAUGACCAACUUCGUAUCUAAGAAUAAGGCUGCACAAAUCCAACAAGGAUCAAGAAAUAGUAGUGAACUCUCCACACGGGAUCUGCAAAAGAUGGUUCAAGCAUUGCCACAAUAUAGUGAACAAAUUGACAAGCUCUCCCUACAUGUCGAGAUUGCGGUAAAACUAAACAAGAUUAUCAAGGAUCAGGGGCUUAGAGAACUAGGACAAAUUGAGCAGGAUCUUGUUUUUGGAGAUGCAGGAACGAAAGAUGUAAUAAAAUAUUUGACGACUAAUGAGGAUGCAAGUCGUGAAAAUAAGUUGCGAUUAUUGAUGAUUCUUGCAGCCAUUUAUCCUGAGAAAUUUGAGGGUGAGAAAGGUCAAAAUUUAAUGAAGUUAGCAAAACUACCACCCGAGGAUAUGAAUGCUGUUAGCAACAUGAGAUUACUUGGUGGUGCACCUGAUACCAAAAAAAGCUCUGCAGGGUCAUUUUCUUUGAAGUUUGAUAUUCAUAAGAAGAAGCGUGCAGUUAGGAAACAACAAAAUGGAGAAGGAGGGUGGCAGUUAUCACAGUUUUAUCCCAUCAUCGAGGAACUAGUUGAAAAACUUAGCAAGGGGGAAUUAUCCAAGGAUGAUUAUCCAUGUCUAAAUGACCCCAGUCCAACUUACCAUGGAUCAUCUCAUACAGCAGCAGUUCAGCAACCUCCAGCUGCUCAUUCAAUGAGAUCAAGACGAACCCCAACAUGGGCCCGACCUCGUAAUUCAGAUGAUGGGUACUCAAGCGAUUCGGUACUCAGGCAUGCAUCUAGUGAUUUCAAGAAGAUGGGCCAGCGUAUAUUUGUAUUUAUUGUAGGUGGAGCAACUAGGUCCGAGCUUAGAGUUUGUCACAAGCUUUCAGCGAAGUUGAAGAGAGAAGUAGUUUUAGGUUCAACAAGUAUUGAUGACCCUCCACAAUUUAUUACGAAACUUAAGAUGUUGACUGCAGAAGAGCUCUCAUUGGAUGAUCUCCAGAUAUGACUGCCAGCCUCCCUCUGGUGUGCCCUCGAUAUGCUCGUUGGUGCUUUGUAAUCAGUCUGUUCUCCGAUUUUUUUGUUUUUGGCUCUUUCAGCCUAGUCUUAUUGCUAGUUUCGUGUCAUGAUCUUGUGAUGAACUGUUAGCAGUGAAGCUGUCCAUAUUGAUUGCAUAAUGUAACAUGUUUUACAUCUGUAUACUGUAACAUUUCUUAAUGGAGAAGAUUCGGUUCGAACUGUAA